Messenger RNA from Acinonyx jubatus (cheetah), 868 nucleotides. RefSeq names its product neutrophil gelatinase-associated lipocalin-like. The transcript is spliced from 7 exons. The coding region runs from base 119 to 715 and encodes 198 amino acids. The record is from RefSeq and is a predicted model, not a curated record. Lineage: Eukaryota; Metazoa; Chordata; Mammalia; Carnivora; Felidae. Gene Ontology annotation, molecular function: small molecule binding.
CACCCUGGGGCAACCAUUGCCCAGCAGGACCAUAAAAGGGGCCCUCCGGAAGCCUCCUCAUUCACCUCCUCUUUCAGCUGAUAUCCAGAGUGGUGCCAGCUUCCUUGGCCCUGAAGUCAUGGCCCCAGGUCUCCUGUGCCUGAGCCUUGUCCUGCUGGGGGCCCUGCAGACCCAGGCCCAGGACUCCACCCCAAACCUGAUCCCAGCCCCGCCUCUGCUCAGGGUCCCUCUGCAGCCUGACUUCCAGGAUGAGCUGUUCCAGGGGAAAUGGUACGUCGUAGGACUGGCAGGGAACGCAUUUAAUAAAGAAGAAAACAGCCAGUUCAAGAUGUAUGCCACCACCUACGAGCUGAAUGAAGACAGCAGCUACAAUGUGACCUCCACCCUGCUCCGGAACCAGCUCUGUGACCACUGGAUCAGAACUUUCCUCCCAAGUUUCCAGCCAGGCCAAUUCAACCUGGGCAACAUUGAGCGUUACCCUGGAAUCCAGAGCUACACUGUACGAGUGGUGGCCACAGACUACAACCAGGUUGCCACGGUGUUCUUCAAGAAAGUUUACAAAAACCGGGAGUUCUUCAAGAUCACCCUCUAUGGGAGGACCAAGGAGCUGACCCAGGAGCUGAAGGAAAACUUCAUCAGCUUCGCCAAAUCCCUGGGCCUCACUGAUGACCACAUCAUCUUCCCAAUCCCCAUCGAUCAGUGCAUCGAUGAGUGAGCAAGUGUGCGGGCACCACCUAGCUGUCCCCACCAGCCUGGACGCUACUGAAAGAUGUGGAGACCCUUCUCACUGCACAGCUCACCAUCUGCUCCCCAGGCUGUCUUGCUCAUGGAACCCCUCCUUGUUUGCUAAAUAAACAUGUGUCGCCUA